This is a messenger RNA of Sphaeroforma arctica JP610, 323 nucleotides long. RefSeq lists its product as hypothetical. The transcript has a single exon. NCBI's taxonomy places the organism in Eukaryota, Ichthyosporea, Ichthyophonida. The annotation marks the transcript as partial. The record is from RefSeq and is a predicted model, not a curated record.
AGAUACAUCAUGCCGAGUCUGACGGUGCUCUUCCCGACCCAUCGCGAGGACUGGAAGCCGGUCCCUCAUCUUCAAGAUCACUUCAAUACGUAUCGAAUGGCGUACCAGUCAAAGGAACAGGUCAACGCCUGUCGGUCUCUGAUAGCCAGAAUGCCAAUAGGGCCCGAACAAGGCUGAGUUUGGCCGGAAACCUGGUACCCGGGGGUCUUUUCUCGUACAGAAGCGGGUCUAUAGCGGCCCUACGCCACCUAGAUCUGAAGGCCGCCUUCGCGAAGAUUGAGAACCAUCACGACGAUGAGAUAGGUACACGUUUCAUGUGGUAG